UGAAACCAAAGAAAAAUGGCCUACUUAAUGUUGAAAUUUCCGGGUCCCAAGCUUCACCUCCUCCCAGUCUCCCUCAGACCAAAUAAGACUACUGCUGCUUCCUCUUCCUCCUCCUUCACCAUGUGGCGGCUGCCGGCAGCUAGGUCCGGCGGGCUGGGCAUCGCCGCCAUUUCCUACGUGGCAGUCGACUACCUCCGCCACCUGUCCCCCACGUGGCACCGUCGUCUUAUGCCGGCCCUCUGGACCGCACUCGCUCUCGUCUCCGUCAGCCGCGUCCCGUUCUACAAGCACUGGAGCUCCGAGUUCCGGUCCGUCAAAGCCUUCGUUGCUUCCAUGCUUUUUAUGCUCCUCACUCUUCUCGUUGAAGCCGCCUGCGUUCGAUUCGUCACCGCCGUCGUCGGCCUCGAAUGGCACAUUGAUACAUCUCCUCUUCCUGACACUGGCCAGUGGUUUCUUUUGGCACAGAAUGAGAAACUACCUCAAUCAGUAGUCGAAAUAUUGAGAGCCCGUAUUAUUGGACUGCAUCACUUCCUCAUGUUGUUUAUGAUCCUGGCUUUCUCGGUACUGUUUGACUCUGUGAAAGCUCCUGGCCUUGGACUAGGUGCACGAUAUAUGUUCACCAUGGCCAUUGGCCGUAUUCUUCGUUCUAUAACUUUUGUUACAACAAUUGUACCAUCAGCCAGGCCUUGGUGUGCUACUGUUCGGUUUGGAAUUCCUUUAUAUCCUCAUCGUUGGGCUCAGAAAUAUUAUGUCCCUUAUGCUUCGGAUUCCGAUGCUAUUCGCCAGUUGAUACGAAAGGAUAUGGCGUUUGCUGAUACUGGAAAAUUAAUUGGCGACUACCGUCCGGACUGGGGUCCCAUGAGCUUCCUGAUUGAUUUUUUGCGACCCACCGUAACCGAUGGAUCAUGGUAUAAUUUGCUGAGGACCGCUGGAGGCGGCUGCAAUGACCUCGUGUACAGUGGGCAUGUUCUAGUUGCUGUAUUGACAGCUAUGGCUUGGACGGAAGCAUAUGGUGGUUUUAGCUCGGGCUUCAUAUGGUUACUUGUCUUGCAUUCUGCACAGAGAGAAAUACGGGAACGAAACCAUUAUACUGUAGACUGUGUUGUAGCUAUAUAUGUGGGCAUCCUCCUUUGGAAGGUGACAGGUUUUCUCUGGUCAGCCAAUGACACAUCCACAGGAAGGAGGAUCAAUGUACUGGAGAAAAUUCAAAAUCGACUUACCCAAGCCGCUAAGGAUGACAAUAUGGAUGAAGUGAGAGAACUCCUUAGAGAGGUUGAGUUGGUCAGUCAAGAGAACCAGAAAGCGCCGAGCAAGGCUAUGUGGUUACUUGGUUGUGGUAUUGUAAUUUCUGCAAUCACCAUCGUUCUUCUAGCGUUAGUAUUGACGAGUGAUGGAUAACUUUCCAGCAUGAUACCCUUCCACAGCUUAGGAAGUUGAUCAUUUUAGUUCCAUGUAUUGUAUGUUGUAACAUUAUAGAUGCAGUGUGUUUCACCGUAGCGCGCAGGUUGAGAUUUUGUCAGAUCGAUGCAGAAAUUUAACUUCAGUUUUUUUCUGGUGAGUUGAUAUAAAGCUAGUGAAUGAAUACAAUUAGUGAGCACCGAUUUUUUCUUUC
Rosa rugosa (rugosa rose) is the source of this 1612-nucleotide messenger RNA. Its product is annotated as protein PHLOEM UNLOADING MODULATOR. NCBI's taxonomy places the organism in Eukaryota, Viridiplantae, Streptophyta, Magnoliopsida, Rosales, Rosaceae. Gene Ontology annotation, cellular component: endoplasmic reticulum membrane; Golgi membrane. The record is from RefSeq and is a predicted model, not a curated record. Gene Ontology annotation, molecular function: sphingomyelin synthase activity; ceramide cholinephosphotransferase activity. The transcript has 4 exons. Bases 16 to 1398 code for a protein of 460 amino acids. Gene Ontology annotation, biological process: ceramide biosynthetic process.